This is a messenger RNA of Vanessa atalanta (red admiral), 784 nucleotides long. RefSeq names its product cuticle protein 8-like (gene CPR93). The coding region runs from base 25 to 534 and encodes 169 amino acids. The record is from RefSeq and is a predicted model, not a curated record. The transcript has 4 exons. Lineage: Eukaryota; Metazoa; Arthropoda; Insecta; Lepidoptera; Nymphalidae. Gene Ontology annotation, cellular component: extracellular matrix.
CAAGUCCAUUCUAACCAAAGCAAAAUGUUCUCCAAAAUCAUCGUACUAUGCGCGGUGGCAGCGGCAUGCAAUGCAGGUCUUUUGCACCAUGCCCCAGCUGUAUCACACAACGUGAUCCACCACGAAGUACCAGCUCACUAUUCGGUUCAAGCUGCCCCAGCUUACCAUGCUGCACCUGCAAUCCACUCUGCUCCGAUCCAUACAUCAGUGAUCCACGCUGCCCCGGUCGUUCAUGCUGCCCCAGUAGCCCACGCCGUCCACGCUGCCCCCGUUGCUCACGGCUCUGGCCACGAAGAAGAUCACUAUGUUGAUGAAUACGCCCAUCCCAAAUAUGGCUACUCUUACUCUGUUGAAGACCCUCACACCGGCGACCACAAAUCCCAGCACGAAACCCGCGACGGUGACGUAGUCAAGGGUGAAUACUCCUUAUUGCAGCCUGAUGGUUCUUUCCGCAAAGUCACAUACACCGCUGACCACCACAAUGGAUUCAACGCUGUCGUCCACAACUCGCCACCUGUCAUCCAUCAUCAUUAGAGGUUGUCAACCUAACUGUGAUAUUAGUGUAGUUAAUUUAGUUAACCGAAUAAGCCUUAAAAUACCUAUGUAUUCUAUGUAAUCUUCCGCUCUUGCUUUUGCUUUGUUGUUAAUAUCACGUGUAAUGGGUUUCAUAAUUACAUAAAUCAUAAAAGACAUUUUGUUCUCAAUAAAACUUUUUAUAGUAUAAUAUAGUACCUAUAAAUGUGCCAAAAUAUGUAAGUUUUGAUAAGUGUGUUUGUGAAUUUGA